AUGAUCAAAUCGAAAAGUCUGCAAUUCUACGCGAGUGGCUCUCAAUCACCACCGAAACGUAUCUGUUGUUCGGGAAGUGUUGAUGAGAUUAAGGAUUUGAUCCAUACAACCCGCAGCUCCCACUGGGAACCACCAUGGGCUUCAUGGAGGUGUCGACUCGGCCUACCGUAUGGAUGGGAACAGGCAAAGGAUAACGAUGGGAACACUUAUUAUAUUGACCACCUAAACCGUACCACCACUUACACGGACCCGAGGAAGACACGCCCACCGGAUGGGAAGAGAAGUGUUAGUAUCCGACGGGGGAAGGAUAUUGGAUUCGGAUUUGUGGCUGCCGGACAACUGCCCACUAUUAUUCAGUUUGUGUCGCCGGAAGGACCCUCCGACGGUCUCCUGUUUGCCAAUGACCAAAUCCUGGAAGUGAACGGAGCGGACAUGCAAAACGAGUCGAAAGACAAUGUGGUGAAUGCAGUCAGAGCAACAAAAGAAGAACUCCAGAUUACUGUACAACAACUGCCACAACGACCAAAAAGUUCAAGAAAGAAUUGCAAAGUUCGGUUUACGGAUCGGGUGCUAGUCUCGUCGAAUAAUGAUAAUAACUCUGACUUCCCACCACAACUGCCAAACGUGUUGCGUGUCUACCUGGAAAACGGACAGACUCGAUCAUUCAAAUAUGACACAUUGACGACGGUUAAAAAUAUAUUGGAAAGUAUACUCGAAAAACUACAAAUCACCGCCAAAUCUCACUUCUCGUUGGCUGUCGAGUACUCGUUGGGCGCGAGAACGAGCAGAAUUAGUCUGCUUAGGCCGGACUGCAAAAUUAAAUCGAUCGUCGACCUGCCCAACUCGGAACACCUGCGUUGCGUCUUCCGUCUAUCGUUCGCCCCGUCCGACGCUUUUGUGCUCCUUCUGAAUGAUCCAAAAGCUUUAGAAUACUAUUAUCAACAAUGUGUGAACGAUGUGGUCCGCGGGCGGUUCGCCAUGGAAAUGAGAUAUGAGGCCUGUAUCAGGCUGGCAGCACUACAUGUACAACAGGUCGCGUAUGAUUGCAAUAUUUUGAAGGAGAAUAACAAAGUGUCGGUGCAUCGAGUCGAACGCGAAUACGGACUGGGCACAUUCCUCCCUGCCAUUGUUCUGGAGAAUGUGAAACGUCGUGACGUCCGGAAACAUAUUAGAUUCUAUUUGAAACGAGACAGCUCUCGAUUAGUGGAUUGUCUAGGGAAGCCGAGUAUUAGCAAUGGAUACCCGCCAGAGUUGGAGGCUUGCACCUCCCAAUUCGCCAACGAGCCAAGUAUGAUGGUUCGUCUCAAGUACAUCCAUAUCGUCUCCCAUCUCCCAUCUUUUGGCGGUCGCUCGUUUUGUGUCACUUUCAAAGAGUCUCAAAUCGAUAUGCUGAUGCAAGUGGAGCCACGUACCGGGUUACUUGUCAGACAUCCCGGGAAAUCCGGCCAGCCGUCGAUUUCUAUCGGAUUCGAUUUAAUUGGAAAAUUGGUGGUUUGCCAGGAGACAGAGGUGGCGUCAAUGAUUAGUAUACGGUUGGCAAGUAAUCCGCAUCAAGGAUUGGAGUUUUUGGUGGAUAAGGAUGAUUUGGAUGACUUGGUCAUGUAUAUUAUUGGGUAUCAUAAGGUAACGUACGAAAAAGACCUCGAAUGCGAAAUCGACGACUCCCCACCAAAAGCCCGGGAACUUCCCGACAAAGCGCCGCCCUACUCGGCCAUCCAUACCGUAAUCAAAUCCGACUGGAAUUAUAGCGAAAGCUCGACACAAAUCGAGAACGCCUUCGAUCCGACGGAUGGUCCGCCGAGUUAUGAGAUUGCGAAUUCGUUUGUGCAGAUUGCAUUUGAAAAUGGGAAUGAGAAUGAGGAGGAUAAUUAUGUUGGUAGUAAUCCGGACGGUCUGGGGCACAUGGAUAAGAAAUUUGAGCCCAAGAAGUUGCUCCGUGCCACCGACUCCCUACUUAUCAAAAAUUCGCGGGAACUCCACGCCAAAGAAAUUCAAAAAUCAGAAAACGAUGAGUCCUCUGACACUGAAGAUUCCUCGUUCUCCUCGCCACUCCGUUCCCCGAAUAUCGAUCGAUUAUGCGAUGGAAUUGAUCUACUUGUCACAGGUCCCCCUAAUAGAAGGGCAUCCAUCGAAACGCUACUGCAAAAUAAUCAGAAUCCGAAUACCAACUUGGAGAGCUUGAUUCUACAGUUUCCGGCGAUUCCGGAUGACGAGGAAGGGGCGGAGGAUACUGUAGGUGGUGGCGGUGGGAUGCAGACGUCGACGACUACGGUAGUGACGAAUGGGAAGACGAGGUGCUAUAGGAAUGGGUCAAGUGUGACAAAGUGUCCCAAGAAUAACAAGCAACUAAUCUCGACUCCAGUCUCCGGUGACUCUCUACUCGGUGAUAGCUCUUCGAUUGCAGCAAUAGAUGAUGAUGUGCCGCUUCUUUGA
Molecule: messenger RNA, 2433 nt
Organism: Caenorhabditis remanei
Lineage: Eukaryota; Metazoa; Nematoda; Chromadorea; Rhabditida; Rhabditidae
Exons: 10
Coding region: 1-2433 (810 amino acids)
Cellular component (GO): cytoskeleton
Molecular function (GO): protein binding
Source: RefSeq, a predicted model, not a curated record